UGAAUGGUGGACAUUGGUGGAUGAGCUUGAAACCUCAACGAGUGGUUCCCAAUGAUUCCUCACUGGAUUUCAACACCUCAUCCUACCUCCUUUUCAACCCCAUCAUCUCUUCCUCUCCCACCACCACCGCCGCUGUUCCAACUCCUCCGGCCACCAUGGCAGCCUUCACAAACCUCAUUCUCAAACCAACUACAAACAUAAUUUCAACAACCAAACUUCAUGUUUUCACUUCCCAUUACAACCCUAAAAUCCAGUCUUUCUUUCCCACCAAAUCCAAAACUCACACACCACCACUUUUUGUGACGAAAGCCUCCGCCGGUGCCGCCACCAAAACCGACGACAACGGAGCUGCCAAAACCAAGAAGGAAGAAGACAAGGUACAACACAUCCACACGGUGGCGGAAUUCGAGGCGGCGUUACGCGACGCGAAACAGAAGCUGGUGGUGGUUGAAUUUGCCGCGAGAAACAGCAAACAAAGCAGCGAGAUUUACCCCUUCAUGGUGAACUUAAGCAGGACAUGCAACGAAGUCGUGUUCUUGCUGGUUUUGGGUGAUGAAUCCGACGAGAUGACGGAGUUUUUCAAAAGAGAAAAGAUUGAAAAAGUGCCUCAUUUUAACUUCUAUAAAGGGAUGGAGAAGAUCCAUGAAGAAGAAGGAAUCGGCCCGGAUCGCUUGAUGGGUGAUGUUUUGUACUACGGUGAUAAUCACUCCGGCGUUGUACAACUACAUAACAGAGAAGAUGUUGAGAAGCUAAUAGCUGAUCACAAGGAGGACAAUAAACUCAUUGUGCUUGAUGUCGGACUCAAACAUUGUGGCCCUUGCGUGAAGGUAUACCCGACGGUGCUAAAACUAUCGAAAAAAAUGGAAACGGUGGUUUUUGCAAGGAUGAAUGGUGACGAGAACGAUAGUUGUAUGCAAUUUUUGAAAGAUAUGGACGUUGUUGAGGUCCCGACCUUUUUGUUCAUAAGAGAUGGAGAAAUCUGCGGGAGGUAUGUUGGUUCGGGUAAGGGUGAGCUUAUUGGGGAAAUUCUUAGAUACCAAGGAGUUCGGGUCACGUAUUAACUAGUUCGGUAGAUUAAAAGGAAUUGAGUACACAUGUUUUAGUAAAAAAAUGUAUUGUGUAACAUUUAAGUUGCUAUGUAUUUUUGAACUUUAUGGACCGUGCUUAUGCAUU
Messenger RNA from Helianthus annuus (common sunflower), 1173 nucleotides. Its product is annotated as thioredoxin-like protein CDSP32, chloroplastic. Gene Ontology annotation, molecular function: oxidoreductase activity, acting on a sulfur group of donors, disulfide as acceptor. NCBI's taxonomy places the organism in Eukaryota, Viridiplantae, Streptophyta, Magnoliopsida, Asterales, Asteraceae. The transcript has 3 exons. Bases 21 to 1061 code for a protein of 346 amino acids. The record is from RefSeq and is a predicted model, not a curated record.